GCGACAUAACUGGAUUCCUUCCCUAAAAUCUUUACAAAACUGAUCAGCGAAAUCAUCCACAGCGGCGGCUUCGUUCUCCGGUGGCCCUGCUACCUUCUCCGGCGGCCCUGCUUUCUUCUCCGGCGGCCUUCUUCUCCGGUUCUUCCAUACUCCAAUCCAACAGUAAUCAAUCAAUGGAUCCAGCACCUGAGCCAGUUACUUACAUUUGUGGAGAUUGUGGGCAGGAGAAUACUUUGAAGGUUGGUGAUGUGAUUCAAUGCCGAGAGUGUGGUUACCGCAUUCUCUACAAGAAGCGAACUCGUCGAAUUGUGCAGUAUGAAGCCCGUUGAAGAACACCCUGCAAGGGAACGCAUUGGCACUAUCAAGUAUGAUUGAAGUAUAAUAAGUGAAAUUUGGAUCUUAUCUGUGUCAAAUGUUUGAUUGCUAAUGUGAACUUUUUCAUCCUAGAUGUCAUGUCAAUAGUUAUAACAUUAUAGAUAGACAAUUGGCGGUUCAUUUCA
This is a messenger RNA of Helianthus annuus (common sunflower), 500 nucleotides long. Its product is annotated as DNA-directed RNA polymerases II, IV and V subunit 12. Bases 174 to 329 code for a protein of 51 amino acids. The transcript has 4 exons. Gene Ontology annotation, biological process: DNA-templated transcription. The record is from RefSeq and is a predicted model, not a curated record. Gene Ontology annotation, molecular function: DNA binding; DNA-directed RNA polymerase activity; zinc ion binding. Gene Ontology annotation, cellular component: RNA polymerase I complex; RNA polymerase III complex; RNA polymerase II, core complex. NCBI's taxonomy places the organism in Eukaryota, Viridiplantae, Streptophyta, Magnoliopsida, Asterales, Asteraceae.